Tarenaya hassleriana is the source of this 2362-nucleotide messenger RNA. RefSeq lists its product as uncharacterized. Gene Ontology annotation, biological process: negative regulation of cell population proliferation. The transcript has a single exon. The record is from RefSeq and is a predicted model, not a curated record. The coding region runs from base 56 to 187 and encodes 43 amino acids. NCBI's taxonomy places the organism in Eukaryota, Viridiplantae, Streptophyta, Magnoliopsida, Brassicales, Cleomaceae.
UCUCCUCCUCCUCAUCCCCUCUCUACAUUAAUUUGAACUUCAAAACCUGCUUGAAAUGGCGGCGGCUGUGUAUCCUGGGAAGACCCGGGCGUGGCAGAGAUGUUCGAAGCAGAUCAGAGAGCAAAGGGCCCGUCUCUACAUCAUUUGGAGAUGCACUCUCUUGCUUCUGUCUUGGCAUGAUGACUAGUCCACUUGAAGAUAGAAUACGUACCACACACACUCUGUUCAAGCUGUACACCGAGUCUUGAGCGGCUUUGUUAGAAACAUUUGUACAGAAUGCCCAAAUUCCUGAUUUCAAUCUUCUACUUUCUGUAUAGUUUGAAGAACAGUGUCUAUAAUUGUUAUUAACCAAUAACAGACCGACACGCGUCAACCAUCCUAAUAAAUAAGCCCUUCAAAAAUCAGACGCAUCUGGAGGCCAGCCAUCGAGAAGGACGAACGGGUCAAUUUUGUCCCGAAAGAUUACGCUUCAAUGUCAAAGUUAAGACCUUUCUCGAUCUCGAUCCUCUUUUCUUCCUCAAACAAGUGCUGAAUUUCUCGAGGGUUUAAGCUGAGAUGAUUGUUUCGAAAUCGUGUAAGCUGUUGAUGAUCACCAAGGAUAAGGUCAUCAGCGCGGAUAAAUCGGUGUGAAUUUGGCCCCGAGAUACCCCAACUGUUUCCGAUUAAUAGGUUUUCCAGGAGAAGACCGAUCUUUUCUCGAAAUCGGUAGUAGACGAAACCCUAAAAGCAGGGGUUCGAUUCCGGCCCAAUUUCAGCGUGAAAUUGCCACCAGGGGCUGGAUAGAGCAUGACUACUUAUGGCCAUACCAGGAUGUGCGCAAUUUAGACCAAGCUUCCACAGAGAUGGGGAGAAAUGAUGUCUCUGUCGGUUUUCAAAGGCUUUCUCGAGUCGCCAUUGGGGUGUCUUCUACUUGUCCCUGAAAGGAGGGAUCAGGACAGCGAUCGAGAGAGGCUUAUGGGGAUGAUGAGCCGAUCGAGAGAGAUCCGUUCAGGGAAAGAGAGACUGAGAUGGCACGAAACAGAGGACAGAUGGAGCCUCUCUGCUUCCCUACCAUGUCUCCUGAAACUUUUAGCAGGUAUCUGACUUAAUUUGGUUUUUUAUUUAUUUAUUAAAGGAGCUUGGUGCAAUAUGCUCCAUCGUUUGCUCGAAUCGAAGAAAAGAUAGGUCGUUUUCCUCUGCCACAAUCCAUGUGUCAUGCAGCUGAAUUGGGAUGCUUGGAUUGCAGCGAAUGGAUUCAGUUCUGUUUCAUUGAGCACUUGAUAUACAUCUUUCAGUUCCUCUGGUUAUGAGAUUUCCUCUUUGUCUGUUUCUUUUGCUCCCCAAGAGGAUCUUUGUCACACUGUUGUUUGGUUAUGAGAUUUCCUCUUUGUAUGAUAUACAUACACACUGAUUAAGGUACAACUGUGUGGAAACGGCGUUCUGGUUUGAAACAGGUUUGUGCUGAAGGAAGAGGGAGAGAUCUAGAACCAACCUAACUCCCAAAGUCACACAAAUCAGGUGAAAUGAUCACCUAAAAUACUGGUGGGAGCAAACCACAACAGAUCCAAUUCUCCACCCUCUUUGCGCCCCCACCCCUUUUCUGCAGCUUCAGAUCUUUUAUAUAUAACCACAGCUAUCAACCCACCACUCUCCACACACCGAUGAUUUCGGGAGAAGCCAAAGGGAUGAGACUCCAAUGGCAAGCGGCACCCCUUCUCCUGCUUCUUCUGAUGCUGUCCGCCGUACGCAGCCAGAGGAUGCCCAUUCCUGCCCAGCGGCCACUCUGCACCUCCCAGUACGCGUUGGCUAAUUACGCAUGCUCCCAUCUGCCCUUGAUCCCCAACCCCCCUCUCCCUUCUGCCUCCCAGCUUCCUCCCCCUCCCGCACCGGAGGCUAACCCACCACCCUCACCACCAGCCCAUCCAACUCCUGACAAUGACCAUGACGAUGACCACGACCAUGACCAUGACCAUGAGCACGAGGACCACCACCGCCACCACCACAGCAGCCACAAGCACCACCACCACGGGCACCACAGGCACAAGGCUCGCAAGGUUGAGUAUAAGGAGUCGUUUGCAGAGGCAGAAUGUUGCAAAUGGCUGAAGCAAAUGGACAACGAAUGCGUGUGUGACCUUCUCCUUCACUUGCCCCCUCUUCUGGCGAGGCCUGUUCACGACUACACCGUCUUUGUGGACGAGUCCUGCAUCGUCACUUUCUCCUGCGGCGGUAGAUUCAUCCGGUGAUUCGUGGAUAAUAUGUCGUCAUCGUAAUGUUUUCUGACUUCCUUCCCUUUCCCUUUGUAUGAGAUUUUAUGAUAUAUAUAUGUUGAAAAUCUUCUCAAAUGGUUCUCUGUUUCAAUAAAGUUACAGCCUGUAUUGGAUCU